Messenger RNA from Tachysurus vachellii, 3487 nucleotides. It is a transcript of the gene cab39l, whose product is annotated as calcium binding protein 39-like. The transcript has 9 exons. NCBI's taxonomy places the organism in Eukaryota, Metazoa, Chordata, Actinopteri, Siluriformes, Bagridae. Gene Ontology annotation, biological process: intracellular signal transduction. Gene Ontology annotation, molecular function: protein serine/threonine kinase activator activity. The record is from RefSeq and is a predicted model, not a curated record. Bases 305 to 1309 code for a protein of 334 amino acids.
UGAAUCACGAAUCGUGCUGAUAUCGAGUCUAUUGGUUUCGAGUGAAAUCACGCACGGCUCUAAUUCGCUCAUACGCACUUUCCGCUGACGUUUCUCUCAGCAACACACACACACACACACACACACACACACACACACAGUGUGCUAGCGUGACCAGAAAAAGGGCUGCUCGAUAACAGAGAAGCAAAAGAAACAGCAGCAGGAGUCGAGAACAGACUAAACAAGGCCGUGGACGCGGUUCUGAGGAAGGAGAGAGACAGACAGAGAGAGUGAGACUGAGUAAGAGAGACACUGGGCUCUAACCAUGCCACUGUUUGGUAAAUCUCACAAGAGUCCCACAGAUAUUGUGAAGGCUCUUAAGGACAACCUGUCCAUCCUGGUCAAGCAGGACAAGAAGACAGAGAAGGCCUCCGAGGAGGUGUCUAAAUGUCUGGUGGCAAUGAAGGAGAUCCUGUACGGCACCAACGACAAGGAGCCACACACGGAAACGGUGGCCCAGCUGGCCCAAGAGCUGUACAACAGCGGCCUGCUCAUCUCCCUGGUGGAGAACCUGCAGGUCAUCGACUUUGAGGGGAAGAAGGAUGUGUGUCAGAUCUUCAACAACAUCCUACGCAGGCAGAUUGGCACCCGCAGUCCCACAGUGGAAUAUUUCUGCUCCCAUCAGGAAGUGCUCUUUAUUCUGCUCAAAGGGUAUGAGACUCCUCAGGUGGCACUGAACUGUGGCAUCAUGCUGCGCGAGUGCAUCCGGCAUGAACCGCUCGCCAAAAUCAUCCUGCACUCAGAGCAUUUCAACGACUUUUUCAGCUAUGUGGAAAUGUCAACGUUCGACAUCGCCUCUGAUGCCUUCGCCACCUUCAAGGACCUUCUUACAAGGCACAAGGUUCUAGUGGCAGAGUUUUUAGAACAGAACUACGACGCAGUCUUUGAGAACUAUGAGAAGCUGUUGCACUCUGAAAACUAUGUGACAAAGAGGCAGUCACUGAAGCUGUUGGGCGAGCUCCUGCUGGACAGACACAACUUCACUGUGAUGACGAGGUACAUCAGCAAGCCGGAGAACCUCAAACUCAUGAUGAACCUGUUGAGAGACAAAAGUCCAAAUAUCCAGUUUGAGGCAUUCCACGUCUUUAAGGUGUUUGUGGCGAACCCUAACAAAACACAGCCCAUCAUAGACAUCCUACUGAAGAACCAGACGAAGCUCAUCGACUUCCUUAACAACUUCCAGAAGGACCGCACAGACGACGAGCAGUUUAACGACGAAAAGACGUACCUCAUUAAACAGAUACGAGACUUAAAGAAACCCACCUCCUAAACCUUAGCUAGCGAUCGCGUUAUUAAGCACCUCAUCUUUUUACUGAGGAAAAAUAAACAGAAAAAAAAAUCACAAAAAUCUAUUAACAAUAAUAAUUCUAUUUAAGAUCUUAAACAUUUGUCUUUUCUUAGUCAUGAGGCUCGCAAGUGAUAGUUUUCAAUCACUGAUGUUCAGUUAUUUUCUUCCUUUUUUUAUUUCCUUUUUCUUUGUUUUUGUUUUUUUUUUGUUUUGUUUUUUUAAACUUUCUUUCAUAAGACAUUUGUUAGUUUUAACAUCGAGUUGUGUGCCACAAUAGGAUGUGAUUUAAAAAAAAAAAAAAAAAAUGAAACUUAAAGGCAAACAAUUUAGUUUCAGGAAGAACCAAAGCUGGUAGCAGCCUCGAGAGACGUGGGUGAGUCACGAGGACCUAAGAGAACGAUCGACACUUUUUUGGUUUUUACAUUCUGAUAAGCUCAUAUUUUCUCUCUCUCUCUCUCACACACACACACACACACACACCCCUGAUCCGAGUGCAGUUCACACAGCAGCAGUUUGGCCUCGAUCUUGUACAGUUUGUAGCUGUAGUCGUGGAGUUGUAGGAAAGGAGGAUGCAUUCCCCAGCUAUUUAUAAAACUGAUUUUCACACGUUAGUAACUUCAUUCUUGCAUUCCUGUAUAUUCUUUUUUUUUUUUCUUUCUUUCUUUCUUCUCUAGCGCCUCCUGGUACUGAUGGUAUACGCUGAACUUUCGUACUUUUCUCACUCCUGUAUGGCUUACUGCCAACUUCGGAUGGGUUCAAAUUUACCAAAAUAAACAGUCAUGUUAUCCCUGUUUGCUGGGGUUUUUUCAGUAUUUUACUUGUCGGGUUUCAGCCAUUGAUCAGUGGCGCAGUUUAUCUGUCUGUAUGCUUUAUAAAUUUAUUUUUUUAGUUAUCAAAUUUCUGCUUGUGAAACAGGGCUGUGUAACUAUUCACUUCGUACUUGACAACAUGUUUACCUAUCACAUGUUUAAAGCUGGUUUUAGUCUGUAUGCGAGUGCCCUUUUAUAAAACCUAGUAAACAUCUAUCGGCACUUUGCGUGAUGUUUUGCAGUGAGGCUGGAAUUAGAGUUGUGCUAUAGUACUAAAGCUUAGAGUUCUGUGCUAGUACUGUAGUGUAUCCAGAGCUCUAAUCUUCCUAUAGGACCUGCUAUAGGAGUCACGUAGUUUAAUCCCACUAAUACUCUUUCUUGUACACGUUUAUUAUGUUGCAGUGGGGCGGUUCUGUGCUGUAUUUCUGCAGUACUCCAAUGUAUUUCUCUCUCUUCUCUUCAUUAGCUGGUAUGUUAGCUCUUCAUAGUGAUUUUGAACGUUUAGCUCAAACUUAAACGGAACCGUCGAGGACACGAUCAUUCAAAACAGGUGCCUUUUGUUGUUGUUUUAAAUGUAUUCCUGUUUUUUUUUUCCUCAUGCUUUUUGUAUUUUUAAACAGAUCUUUCUAGGGGGAGCUUAAUUUAAUUUUGUUGUUCAUUUUAAAUAUGUUCUAGUGGAGCAUAUUUUGAAUUGAUUAAGCAGUGAACCUCUUAACUCACUAUAUUUGAGUUACUCUGAUGAAAAACCUUCUUCAUUCUUUGCUUUCAGUCGCUGCACUUGGUUGAUUGAUUCACUUGUAUGAUUGUAUCAUUAGAUUAAGUGGAGCUUGUAUGCUGAGGUGGACUUGACCCAAUGUUGUUUGCCAAUUAUGUGAAAUUUGUUCUAGAUGUCCAUUAUACAUACUGAAUUUUUUUUUUUUCCUUCAUCCUUUCCCUUUUUUUCCUGUAAUAUUUUAUUAUCAUUAUAAGAAGCCAACCUGGAUCAAAAUUCAUUGGUUAUAAUGCCCAAAUGUGGAACAAAUACAUCACACACUACUGACACUGCUUCUGCUCCUCCCAGUUUGAAUUAGCAUUCAGAGCUCAGGUGGGCAUCAGGCUGCUCAGUACUGUGUAAUGUAAAGUGAAUCAUAGAACAUUAAACCCUUCAGCAGGGGAACCAUUCAACUAUAUUAGCCACUUGAGCCAAGUUUAUUCAAUAUCUUCACAUCCUUACAUACGUGUUACAAUGAAUGGAAAAAAAAAAACUUUGAGACUUCAAGUCUGAAAUCUUUCCCAAUGCCACCCACAUCGCAUCCUUUCUUCUUCAGUGCUAAUUGUACCAUAUCACCAAUAAAGCAAAAUUCAAGCAUUA